UGUCGUUUGAGUAAAACAGCGACAAUAAUAUGAGUCGGUAAACAGUGAUAUAAGUCGUUUGAAAGGUUAAUUCAUUUCUCGGCAGACGGAAUUUAUAAACAAAAUACAAGUGAUUAUUGAUAAGAGGCGAACACAGCGCGGCGUUGCCAGACCGUCACAGAACAGCCGGUGUCGCUGCGAGGCCGCACCGGCUCGAUGCGACGUUGCCAGACCGCUAGCGGACUCUCGCUGCCGCUGCGAGUUCGCGCCGACCACGCUGCGUCAGUCCGCGACCGUCGCUUGUCUUGUGUGUCACGCGUCAGUAUCGCAUGCUAACAUUGUUCAUAGUGCCAAAUGACUUCGUAUUGUUUAGACAUAGAGGCCUUCAUUAGCGAAGUCAGUAAGCACCCGCAAAUCUGGGACCUAAACAAUGAAGAUUUUAAAUAUAAACAUCGCAAACAGAACGCAUGGGCAGAGGUAUCCCGGAUAUUCAUCAACGACUUCGCCGAUAUGACCCAGGGAGAAAAGUUGGAUGUAUAUAAAAAGCUUAACGGGAAAUGGCGCAACAUACGAGAUUCGUACGUACGCAGUCUCAGGAAAGGUUACGGUUACAUGUAUGCGAAACAUCUGUCCUUCCUGAACAACAUAUACAAGAGCACCAGCCAAUCUGGCAGCGACGCUGAGCAAGACGACAAUUGGCAGAGCGACGACGACUCGGCCAAACUGAGCAACGUCUCAUUCAGAAAGAGCUUCAAUAUCAAAAACUGCGAUGGAAUCACGGAACGAAGCGUGGACUGGCAGAGUGAUGGCGAGGAGAUUCCUCUCAGAGCUCCAGUCAGAAGUGUUAGGAAACGUCGGAAAAUCAUUCCGGAGAUUGAGUACGUCGAGCCUCUCGCGGAACCAACCUGCAGCAGUACAGGCGAGGACGACGACAGAUCCUUCUUCGAAUCCGUUCUGCCGGCAGUGAGAGUGUUCGAUAUUGACCAGAAACUAGAAUUCCGUGGUGAAGUACUUAGAUUAAUCAAAAUGAUAAGAUAUAGGAAGAUAAAAAUUAAAUCCGAUCCAACUGAAGACUUAUAGUGAUAUUAGAUUAGUUCUAUUCCAUUCCAAUUUGUGGUAAAUAAAUAAUAUAAUAUAUAUUUUUUUUUAUGAACAUAAUUUCUUGUCAUUACAUGAAAACC
This is a messenger RNA of Bombyx mandarina (wild silkworm), 1160 nucleotides long. RefSeq lists its product as uncharacterized. The record is from RefSeq and is a predicted model, not a curated record. Gene Ontology annotation, molecular function: DNA binding. Lineage: Eukaryota; Metazoa; Arthropoda; Insecta; Lepidoptera; Bombycidae.